AUGGAUAAAUCUUAUUUACCUAUGGAAACUUAUAAAAAUGCUACAAAAAAAACUUGUUCUUUUUAUCGCUGGACAAUUCUUAUUCUUAUUCUUAUAUUUAUUUUGAUACCAGCUGUCAUAUUGACUAUAAUCUUUGUUAUUCAAGCUAAACAUAAUUCACAAUCAUCGGUUAUUAAUACAUUGAAUACGACAGUUCUUAGUCAAAAAUAUAAUAUUUCAGUAAAAGGUUUACUAACAAUCGAUGCAGCUGCGAAAGCGAAUAUUUGUGAUAAAAACGAAACAAUUGAAGAUUGUGUUCUUAUUUAUAAUGCAAAAGUUUUUAUGAAUGCACUUUUAUUAAUACCUUCAUCAACAUCAAAUUAUUCUUCAAUAUCUUUUACUUUUCCGAAAAAUUCUACAAAAAGUACUAUUGCUUGUAAAGCAUUACGAAUUCGUCGAAAUCAAUUAUCACAAAUUUUUGAGCCUAUUACUCUUGCAACAAUAUAUAAUCUUUCUGGUAUUUCAUAUUCAUCAAUUGAUUAUACAACUUCAUCUGAUCAAGCACAAUCACGUUCACAAAUUGAUGGUCGGUCUAUAAAAAGUAGAUGGAGUACACCAAUUAAUUAUUAUAUUAGUCAAACAACUGGUUUUACUUCAUCAAUGAUUGCUAAUAUUCAUAUUGCUAUUUCAAAUUGGGAAAAUCAUACAUGUCUGAAAUUCAAUGAAUUAUCGGUUAUAACACCAACAACAAAUAAAUCUUAUGUUUUAUUUGAACGUGAUGAUGAUUAUGGAUGUUCAAGUCCAGUUGGUUAUGAUAAAACUGAUCCAACAUCAGUUAUACUUAUUUCAUCAUAUUGUGGUGCUGUAAGUGAUAUUGUUGCUUGA
Messenger RNA from Rotaria sp. Silwood2, 864 nucleotides. The record is from the annotation of a GenBank genome assembly. NCBI's taxonomy places the organism in Eukaryota, Metazoa, Rotifera, Eurotatoria, Philodinida, Philodinidae.